This is a messenger RNA of Oppia nitens, 486 nucleotides long. RefSeq lists its product as uncharacterized. The record is from RefSeq and is a predicted model, not a curated record. The coding region runs from base 107 to 385 and encodes 92 amino acids. Lineage: Eukaryota; Metazoa; Arthropoda; Arachnida; Sarcoptiformes; Oppiidae. The transcript is spliced from 2 exons.
AAAUAUCAGUUGAUUUUAUGAGCCAUUAAAGUGAAUGUAAACAGAAAAAAGUGGACACAAAGUGAUUGUUUUGAUUGAAGUAAUCGGUUAAACAAGUGGUCAAAACAUGUGGUAUGAGUUAUUACCGGCAUUCGGGGCAAUGAUGACUGGAUUUGCUAUCAUGGAGUUGGGACCUAUGGUGACCCAUUGGGCGUCGUGGGGACAGCCGAUGAUGAGACGGUGUUGGGAUGACCCGUCAAAUCAAUGGACAAGACGUGACCAACGUAUUGCUGACACUGUACUCAGGAUGAGAUGGGCGGCCAAUCAUCACUACACCAUUGGUUUGGACGCCAUUCCCGAUGAGGGACAGCCCGAAACCCGAUUUCAAGACUAUCGCAAUCUUUAGACUUUAAUAGUCUUUGUUUAAUGUUUUUGAAGUUGUCUUAUAGUCAACCAUUAGAUUGUAAUCAAUAUAUUAUAUCUUAGGUUUUAAGUUAAUGUAAAUAC